Messenger RNA from Alternaria alternata, 2185 nucleotides. Its product is annotated as amidase signature enzyme. The coding region runs from base 177 to 1994 and encodes 605 amino acids. The record is from RefSeq and is a predicted model, not a curated record. The transcript has 3 exons. NCBI's taxonomy places the organism in Eukaryota, Fungi, Ascomycota, Dothideomycetes, Pleosporales, Pleosporaceae.
CUCUCCCACUUCUGCACGAGCUGUCAGAGCAAAGUACCAGGUGCAACGAUAUCUGCACUCCGCGUUACAAUAACUUGCGAGAUCGAACCGAAGUGUUGACUAUAUAAGUUUGCUAAGAUGCCCUGUCAUGGCGCAUCUGAACUUUGCCUUAAUAUUAAGCUUUCGCGUCGCCUAUCAUGAGGCUCGCAUCUUUUUUGCACUUUGCAACCAUCGUGGAAGCAACUACCGUCUUUCAGCUUAACUCCACAUCGUACUAUUCCCCAGACCUUGUCGCAGCAACCCUCGCAUUUGAGAACGAGAGAACUGAAGCGGUGCCAAUUACCUACCUUUCUUUCGCCGAACCUACCCUUACUGCGGAGCUACUAGAAUCGACCAUCACUUCAUUUCUUUCUCACGAUGAUGUGUACACAGAACCUUUUCUCUCGACGCUGGUGCUUGGUGGCUUGGGUACCCUGUCGGACGGCGCGCAUGCGUACGUUACUUCGCUCGGAUGCACUAAAAUAUAUAGCGUGGUGGAUGUCGACUUGAGUUCUGGUCCAUAUUUGCUCCACCCAUCAAAUGCUGUUACUAGGGUUUAUCGACUGUAUUGGGAUCACAACUUUGCUUUCGUGGAAUCUGUCACUGAGGGUCCAAAUGGUACUUUCGUUCCUGUCACAGGUUUGGCUUUGAGAGAUGCCUAUGGAGCUCUUAGUAUCGCAGUGCCGUCUCGACUAUACUAUCCACUCCCCACAGAAGACAAACCAUUAUCAGGAAAGCGACUCGGGGUCAAAGAUAUCUACGACCUCAAGGGAGUUCGCACUAGUGGCGGGAACAGAGCGUAUCGAGACCUCGUCAAUCCUGCCCCUGAGAGCGCGGCAGCAUUACAAAAGCUGAUUGAUCUGGGCGCUGUCGUUAUCGGAAAGACGAAGACCACACAAUUUGCGCUUGGAGAGCGGCCAACCGCUGACUAUGUGGAUCAGUUAGCACCCUUUAAUCCCAGGGGAGAUGGUUACCAGCAUCCUCAAGGGUCGUCGGCGGGUUCCGGAGCUGGACUCGCAUCAUACAACUGGAUGGACAUUGCAACUGCGUCGGACACGGGUGGAUCUGUUCGCCUACCAGCCAUGGCAAAUGGUCUUUUCGGCAUGCGUGUCACUAACGCCUCACUGCCGCUUGAUGGAAUUCUACCCAUAUCAGCAAUUUUCGAUACGCCGGGCGUAUUGGCUCGCUCGGCUCGGCUGCUACAAGCCGUACAUAGAAGAUGGUAUCCAGCCAAGGUAUAUACGUCUUAUCCCAAGCGUAUCGUUUUACCCGACCUGUUCUGGCCCACUGUGAAUGGAACAAGCAUGCACAUCUUCGAUUCGUUCAUCUCCCAGCUCGCUACCUUCCUUGAUGCCAACUUGACAACCUUCAACGCCAAUGCCAGCUUUAAUACAUACACGAACACUUCCGAAGGCCCGGCAUCAUACAUUGGCUCCACAUACUCUAAUAUCACCAACGUCGAUCAAUACCGCGACCUAGGUCUACCAUUCAGGGAGCAGUACAUCGCUAAGUUCGGCAGAGCACCGUAUUGGAAUCCACAAACACGAGCGCGAUGGAACCGGGCUGCUACCUUGCCAACCUCCAGUUACACCACUGCUAUCGAGCGCACAAAGACGUUUCAAUCAUGGUUUCGAGAAACUCUAACGCCCACAUGUGAAUCCACAUUGGUGUUAUAUCCCAUGGGCGCUGGUACAGAAGACUAUCGUGACAUAUACACCACUGCACCGGGUGGUAUCUUUGCUGCGGGGCUACCCGGGAAUCAGAUGUCUGUUUUGGCUGCACUGCCUGACUACACUAUUCCAAUUGGUGAAAGGACUUAUUUCAGCAGGGUAACCGAGAGAAAUGAGACGCUGCCUAUUACAAUUGGCAUGGUAGCUGCUGCAGGAUGCGAUCAUAUGCUCAUGGACUUGGUCGCUGAGCUUGCAGACGCUGGUAUCAUUUCUGGGGACGUGAAGACAGGCUCCAGUAUGUACUGAGAUGAGCGCAGCAAGUGGGAGCACCUCUACGGAACACAAUACCCCGACGAACCGAGUGUAUGCUUGUAUACGCUACACAUGUUGCAGGAUCUGCACUGCAUCGCUCUAUCCCAUACUUGUCUGAGCGCAUCCUAUGCCGUGAUUGGCGGACUAACGUUUUAGUUCCCUUGUCGAUCAUGAACAUCUGGGGU